AUGGCCGACUCGGUAAGCGACGAAGCGAUAGCGCAAUUCACAAGCAUCACUGGCGUAUCCAGACGUGAAGCUGCACAAUACCUCGCCGCAUCUUCGGGCAGUGUUGAGAGCGCUGUCGCAACCUACUAUGCCGCCACAGACAAUGCACCCGACGACGCCCAAGAUUCAGAUUAUGCCGACGAAGAUGAUGAAGACGAGCCCGCACAGUCUCGACCCGGCGGUGGCCGCACGCUAGGAGAUGUAUCAGGCUCUGUGCCCGCUUCAUCAUCUACUGCUCCCACGUCCUCCACAUCCAAGAAGCCCCCAACACAGAAGAAGUUUGCUACACUCGGUGACUUCAAUUCUUCCUCCAAGGGUGGAGACGAUGACGACGAUGACAAACAAGACCUAUAUGCUGGAGGUGAGAAGUCAGGCUUGUCUGUACAGAACCCAGAUGAUCUGAAGAAGCGUAUUCUGGAGAAGGCAAACCGCAACGGCCCACCUGCGAAAGAUGCUCCGAAGAAGAAAUCUUAUUUCAAAGGCGCUGGAACCACCCUCGGCUCCGACGAAACUCCAUCACAAGAAGUCCCUGCUGCCCCAGAAGCACCUGCACCCGCCGAGCGCGUCAAUCGUACACUGCACUUCUGGAGCGAUGGCUUCUCCGUCGAUGAUGGCGAUCUGUACCGGUCCGAUGAUCCACAGAAUGCUGAGUUGCUGGAACUCAUAAGAAGAGGUCGUGCACCGCUCCGCAUCAUGAAUGUACUGCCUGGUCAAGAGGUCGACGUGGAGUUGAAGGAGCACAAGGAGAAGUACGUCAAGCCAAAGAAGAAGUAUGCGCCAUUCGGAGGGUCUGGCAAUCGUCUUGGUAGCCCGACACCUGAUGUUGGCGGUGCUCAGACAAUGCCUGGUGCCUUCGAACCUACACCUGCUGCUGCACCUCGUGCUCAAGCUGCAGCUUCAAACACCGUGGAUGAGUCACAGCCGACAGUCACAAUCCGCGUCAGUCUAGGAUCCGGCACACGACUCACAUCGCGCUUCAAUACGACUCAGACUGUUGGCGACGUCUACCAGUUUGUCCAGCGAGCAGAGCCUGACAGUGGCAGAUCAUGGGUUUUGCAGACCACCUUCCCCUCAAUGGAGCUCAAAGACCACCAGCAAGUACUGGGCGAGAUGCCGGAGCUCAAGCGUGGAGGUGCUGUGGUCCAGAAGUUCACCUAA
This is a messenger RNA of Cyphellophora attinorum, 1197 nucleotides long. Its product is annotated as UBX domain-containing protein 1. Gene Ontology annotation, biological process: autophagosome assembly; membrane fusion; proteasome-mediated ubiquitin-dependent protein catabolic process. Bases 1 to 1197 code for a protein of 398 amino acids. Gene Ontology annotation, molecular function: ubiquitin binding. The record is from RefSeq and is a predicted model, not a curated record. Lineage: Eukaryota; Fungi; Ascomycota; Eurotiomycetes; Chaetothyriales; Cyphellophoraceae. Gene Ontology annotation, cellular component: cytosol; nucleus. The transcript has a single exon.